Messenger RNA from Aspergillus nidulans FGSC A4, 318 nucleotides. RefSeq lists its product as uncharacterized. The transcript is spliced from 2 exons. NCBI's taxonomy places the organism in Eukaryota, Fungi, Ascomycota, Eurotiomycetes, Eurotiales, Aspergillaceae. The record is from RefSeq and is a predicted model, not a curated record. The coding region runs from base 1 to 318 and encodes 105 amino acids.
AUGACAAUGUGCAUCUCACAGGCCGGUCUAAAGCUUAGGUUCUACAACCUUCGAACAUAUCUGUAUAUGGACUACCAUCUUGCGGUUAUGAGCCAUAGAGUGGCCCGUCCAGAAUCAGGUGGCUUGCAGAGAUUUCUGCGCGUAAUAUCGCGUCUCUGGGACAAUAUUAUUCUUUAUUGUUCUUUUGUGCUUAAGGACAUGACGGGAACAUCAUCCAAACCAUAUCUGAGGAUAUCACGGAUCGAGACCGUAUUAGAGUUGAAGCCACUUAUUUUACAAGCUAUGAAGAAAAUUUAUCAACAAUCCGAUGUGGUGUAA